Messenger RNA from Pseudo-nitzschia multistriata, 1589 nucleotides. The record is from the annotation of a GenBank genome assembly. NCBI's taxonomy places the organism in Eukaryota, Bacillariophyta, Bacillariophyceae, Bacillariales, Bacillariaceae.
CAAAGAAUGMCUUGCACAUAUGGCAAACUUACGUUGCAUCGUGGUAUUCCAUAAUGGCAUUGUGCAUAGGACUGCCGGUAAAAUCUAACCGACGCUCUUUGUGCCGCCUUCUGGGAAGAGAAACAUCUUCCUAUCGAUUCGGCUUCCGGUCCUCCCGAGCAAUGACGACGAAGKGGACUUUGGAUGCGCCGAAAAUGCCACAUUCCUCUUCUUCGUAUGUGUUCGAACCUCCUCCUAUCUCGAGUCUUCCCGUUGUGGGAACCUCGAAGCAGUUUCCCGUACGAAGAGUGUAUUGCGUCGGAAAGAACUACGUGGAACACGUGAUCGAAAUGGGAGGCGAUGUCAAACGGAACAAACCGGUAUUCUUUACUAAACCGAAUAUUGACGGUGUCGUAUAUGCCGGUUGUCUCGGGAAUAGUAGUGACAAGCCAACUUCUAUUGAUUAUCCCCCUGAUACCAAAAAUCUUCAUUACGAGGUGGAACUGGUGGUUGCUAUUGGAAAAGAACCAAACGAUUGCGUUCCGAAUGAUGUGCUGUCACCAAACAUUCUGGAUUGUGUAUUCGGAUACGCUGUGGGAAUCGACCUGACCCGUCGGGAUUUACAAGACGAGGCAAAAUCAAAACAAUGGCCCUGGGACACCGCAAAAUAUUUUGAUCAAUCGGCGCCGAUAGGGCCCAUCACACCCAGAAAAGAAGGGAACGAGGAUUAUUUUGACGACAACACAGGCAAACUCGAAAAGCGAACCAUGGCGUUGACUGUGAAUGGGGCAACCCGACAAUCCGUAGACCUAGAAAAGAUGAUUUGGAAGGUGCCGGAAAUUCUUUCCGAAUUAUCGAAAUCUUUUCGAUUGAAACCAGGCGAUUUGGUUAUGACGGGAACACCAUCUGGAGUUGGGCCGGUGGUUGUUGGAGACCGACUGAUAGGAACCAUUGACGGAUUGGUAGAACCCGUGGAUAUCACCUUGGUAUAGAYUGCAAAAUAWAMUGUUGCGCACACGGCAUGUGUUGCUGGAGGGCAAUGAAUGGUUCGUAAUCGAUGAGUCUACGUCGCCACGCAUAGUAUUAGAGACUUCUUCCGUUCUGUCCCAUGCUUGCAUGCAACGAAGCGCAGACUAUCGAAACACUUUCCUGCGCCCGUUGUUUGUAACAUCAAAAGUAACAGAGUGGGAUUGGCAUUGAUUGUYGUAUCGAGACAAUUUCGGUGGGAGAGAAAGAUUACUGGAAGGCAGAAACGAAAGCUUUUGCCAGUCCACGCUCAUCGUACGCAUUUAUCUCUGUUACAGGACGUAUGUGUGGUACGUACAGUACUUAUCCCCAACAGGAUGGACAAUUUUCAAAAAUUCCCCCUGUUUUUACUUUACUCUUCACGUACACACCGUACAGAACAGUACAAUUAUGGAAUGAUGCUUCAACCAAUUUUUUAUUUCUGCACUCAGAAAUAUUCGAUGAAACAAUAAAUACCUUAAUAUCAGCAAUAUCGGUACACUAGUACGGUACGAUAUUCAUGAUGUCAAGUUGUGAAAAUCAAGGCUGAAAUCGAUCGUGCGUAACCAUGUACUAGUAGUAAAAAAUAAUGGAAUUAGUGUACA